AUGCUGAAAACCAUCAUUCUCCUCCUGGCACUCACCGCAAUUCCCGGCGAAGCCUCGCACAGGGUGAAGCGAAUUGUCGGCGGGAUGAGAGCUGAGGCUCCUCCUGUCGAUGAUCCCGUCGUCUUCGUGCACCAGCCGACGAAAACCAUCCGCAUUGAGGGACUGCAGCAGGAUUUCACUGGGUUCUACUCCUUCCUCGGCAUCCCGUACGCCGAUCCGCCAACAGGGCGCAAUCGCUUCGUCAAGGCGCGCCUCCGGAAGCUGUUCGGCGAUGUGCAGGCCACAAGGUACCCAUCUCCCUGUCCACAGCCGAGCAGCAAGAAUCCCCAAGACGUCAUCGGCGACGAGGACUGCCUGAAGCUGAACAUCCACACGCCUCGCAUGCCGGACGAGGAGGAGAAACUCCCGGUGAUUGUCUUCCUGCACGGCGGCGGCUUUCGGUACGGCUCCCCGUCGCAGUACGAUCCUCGCCACUUCAUCGGGCACAAGGUGAUCUUCGUAGGUGUGCAAUAUCGCCUGGGAUCGCUGGGAAUCCUGGGCCUGGGCUCCAAGGAGUUCCCCAGCAAUGGCGCCCUGUCGGAUUGCGUGGCCGCGCUCCGCUGGACACACAGAUACAUCCAGUACUUCGGCGGAGACGCUCAGAAAGUCACAGUCCUGGGACACGGAUCAGGAGCCGCCUUGGCGAUGAUGCUCUCUCUAUCCAGACACUCCAAUCCGCUCAUCAGAGGCAUUGUGGCGAUGUCCGGAAGCGCUCUGUCGCCUCACGCCGUGGACGGCAAUCCGAAGAAGUCCCUGCUGGACGUCGAGAAGUUAAACAGAUGCGCCAAAGAGAGUCCGCUGAAGAUCUUCAGAUGCCUGCAGAACGUUGCUCUCAAGGAGAUCAUCAGGAGUGACUCAGACAUCCAAUUCCUGCCCAAGAACUCCGACAUCAUUGCCGACCUGUCGGGCUUCCUCGGUUUCUCACCCAGCGUCGAGGAUGCCGAUGACAACCGCGGACUGCCGGGCAUCCUGACAGAGCCUCCCAGAAACGCCCUUCAGGCUGGCCACUUCAAUUCCAAAAUCCGCCUGCUCAUCGGCCAGACCAAGGAUGAAACUUGCCGGGCAUCGGCGCUCACCAAAAUCCCCGCCAACACACUGAAGAAACUACAAGACGACGCCGACAGCUUCCUCUCCAUCUUUAAUCUCACAUGUCCGAAGGACUUCUUCAGUCAACUGUCCUCCGCACUGGUGAGUCUGGGCAACAUCCCCAAGAACCUCUUCAACAACCUCAUCCAGAGCACCACGGACAUCUUCUUCAGCAUCCCCAUGAUCUUCACGGCGGAGUUCUGGAGUCACACAGCCCAAUCCUUUAUCUACAGCUUCGACUUCCUCUCGAAAUCCAAGCUGCCCGGCGGCGAGAUCUUCCUGCCGCAGCUCGCGCUCACGCAGGGCGUGAGAGUAGCGGGAAAUGUGGCGCACGGCGACGAGUUGAUCUUCCUCUUCGAGCCGCGUGACGUCUUUGGCAAUUCUCUGGGCAACUUCAGCGCCUCCUUCGCGCCCGCCGACGAGAAAGUCCGUCGCGAUUUCACCGAGAUGAUCGUCAAAUUCACGAGAAUCGGCGAUGACGGCGAAAAUUCCACAGAUGUCAGCAUCUUUAUGCCCUUCACCACCAAAAAACUGCCUUACAUCGAGAUUUCCGACACGAUUUCGCUGAAAGACAACUUCCGGAUCUGCUCUUUGAUCAAUUUCGGUGGUAUUUUCUCCUUCGUCGACAACAUUCAGUGUGAGAUCGUGAAGACGGCCGGAGGAUUAGCCGAAGGCGUGGUGGAUACCGUGUCCGGCGCUGGAAAGUAUCUCGCCAAAGUGACGUAUUUGGACAAAGUCUUCGGCUGA
Molecule: messenger RNA, 1872 nt
Organism: Phlebotomus argentipes
Lineage: Eukaryota; Metazoa; Arthropoda; Insecta; Diptera; Psychodidae
Product: venom carboxylesterase-6
Exons: 2
Coding region: 1-1872 (623 amino acids)
Source: RefSeq, a predicted model, not a curated record